Molecule: messenger RNA, 5023 nt
Organism: Cylas formicarius (sweet potato weevil)
Lineage: Eukaryota; Metazoa; Arthropoda; Insecta; Coleoptera; Brentidae
Exons: 15
Coding region: 2651-4648 (665 amino acids)
Biological process (GO): intracellular signal transduction; cGMP biosynthetic process; receptor guanylyl cyclase signaling pathway
Molecular function (GO): peptide receptor activity; guanylate cyclase activity
Source: RefSeq, a predicted model, not a curated record
AUGUAUUUCACAACUUAGAGCACUAGGAUGCCGGACUGUUUUUUAACAGUUCUGGCACAUUAAUAUAUAAGUUCCUACCUGAUCAGACAAUUCCGAAUUUUUGCAUUUAAAUUGCGAAAUUAUAUAGUUUGACAACAAGAUUAUAGAACACUUUUGGAGAUUGACAAAUAAAAUGCGAACGCUAUGUAAAUUUUAAUCUGUUUCGGUAAUCCUACAUAUUUAUUGGGAUUUGGGUUAUUCGGUAAUCCGGAACUCCCGAUCAAGGCUGUUGAUUUUUGUUUUGUUUUAAAAAUCGGCAUUAACGGACUUAUUUACAUUCGCUCACCAUUGCAGAUUGGAACCAUGAAAUAAGCAUUUAUCACAAAAAUUAUAGAGUUUUUGAUUAGUGAAUGUACUUUGCUUGUAUAGGCGAUUCAAAGUCAUUAAUACUCAGUGGGUAAACCCUACUUAAUUUCCAAGAUAUAGCGUGUUUUAUUGAUUCGUUUAGCACCACAGAUAAUUUUAGCACCACUGGGUAUUAAAAAAAAAUUUCGUGAGCAUACUGUAUAUCAAAAUAUUAAAAACUUGGGCUAUCCCAUUUUUGUUUGUAUCAAUUGUGCCUAUAACCGGUGAAGAAGUACAUUAUUAUUUAAUUGAAGAUUAUUUAAUUCUCUUUAAGAGUUUUAAAUAGAUAUAUUAAAACUUUAAAAUUAAAGUAUUUUUUGUUGGUUGGAUUUGACCACUCAUCUGUAAUCUUUCUAGUUUCUAUUCUCUUUUUUAAUACUUUUCCUAUUUUCUCUUUCUCUUCUCCAUUUACAAGAUUGGUUUUGGCGGUGGUUUUUACAGACCCUGUGUUUAAUGUGAGUUUUUCCUACCUUUUGUUGACAACACAACCUUGCGCUGAAUUAUAUUAGAUUGUGUACAUUACACAUUACUUACUGUUUAUUAUUAAGAAGAUACUGUUGUGGUUUUAUCCUGGUUGUGUCCCAAAGAACAAACAAAUUAACUGACUACAAUAUUAAUUUAGGCAAAGGGCAGGUUGAACUAUUAAUUGUUUCAGGAAUAGUUCUGAUCUCUCUAUAUGCAUUAUGAGGCCGUGAUCUUUGCGGUCUAGUUUGGACUCACUAGGUGUGCACUGUGUCCCGCAAUUUUAAUUCGAAAGUGCCGAUGUAUGAUAUUAUCAAAAUAAAGGUUCCAUCAGUGCAACGCAGAAUAAGUCCCUAUAAUUUGUUGAACUACUAUAUACUUAGUUUAAGUUUUCUUCUGCAUACUUUUGCGAAAUAAUGUUUCUCAGAGCAUAGAGAGAAUUAGGUACAAUUUUAUCUAAUCUAUCAAUUAAAAGUUGUUGUGCCUUGCAACAGCUUCUCCCCGUUGGUAUCUGAAAAUGCAACUUACUCAAAUACAAACAUAUUUGACACCACAAGGUAGAAAAUCAAUUCGUGCUGCAUUAUUUACUAAAACAUCAUAAAAUUGGCUGUUUUCUGCCACGUUAUUUUUUAGUGACUCAUAACUUGAAAUCGAAGAAUAGCCAAGGUCCUAGAUAAUUUUAAUAAAAUAAAAAUUAUACUAAUUUAUGAAUACGAAUUCGCAUUAUUCGAGCGCGAAUAAGAGGAGUGGCAGUUAUCGCCGAAACUCGAAAAUAUAUCGAACAUCGCUGAGGAAUUUGGACCAAAUGCAUAAACUUAUUCAAGGUUAUACCACUUUUACCAAUUUAUUUAGUACACGAUUAAAACGAGUGACAAAGAACUUUAUUAUUCCUCUUACAUUAAAGUGAGUUAACAGGCAAAAAUUGGUGGAAAAAAUCAUCAAUCAACGUCCCGACAAAAAAGAAAAACAAAUGUGACGAAGUCGUCGAAACAACUACUAAAUUGACUGACUUUCUUUAUGGUUAUUGACAUUCUCAAAACUUCUCUAUCCUACCCCAACUGUUCUACAACAUAUUUCCCCGUUUUGUUGUGUCAAAAUCAAACUAUGUAAUGUUUUACCUGCAGUGAAUGCGUAAAUGUAAAAUAGAUUUUGUAAUUUUUCAAUUAGUAAGUGUACCUCUGAUUUCUUGAUAUCAUUUCUAUUCAAAAUUUUUCUUGAGUACUUGGUAAAUCAUGUUUAGUAAGACGUCACUUCUGAUUUGAUAUGAAAUAGGUUUGGCUAUACUCGUUUCAUAGGUUUUAAUUUUCAAACAAAUCAUAAAACAUUUGGUUUUAAAAUUACUCAAAUUUAAACCAAGUCCAUAAAAUCGGAUUGGUAGUAAAUAACAUUUUUGUAUAUAUGUACAGAUGUACUAUUUCAAAGUUCCCAAGUGAGUUUCUUCUGCAAAAUACAUAUUUUUGUGGGACUAUGAAACACAAAAAUUUUAAAAUAUCACAUCCAAAUUUUCAGCAAAAAAAAUGACAAAACAAUUCUUUCGGGUCAACCAUCAUGAUUUCCAUUCGGAUACCAAAUUUUUUAAUAUUCCGUUAGCCGUUGAAAUGUUUGGAGAGAAAAAAAUUCCCCGUGUGUAAGUUGCGAGCAACCUGGUUACAGGCGUUAUUAACUCAAAUUGCGCAUAACGCAGGAGGCAAGUCUUUGCGGAGUAUUUCGAUCAGAGCACAUGUUCGGGGUUGAUUAGUUGCCGCCAAAACGUUCCCCCGAAGCGACCUGUUACGCUCUGCAAAUAGAGUCAAACGUAUCGCAAAUGAAGAGCCAGAGUCGGGUGGUGUGUUCUAAUAAAUCUCCGCGGGUUGUCGACAUGACAUCCAAUCAUUCGAAGAACCACGCCAAUAACAUAUCAGAAGGAGACGACUCCUCGCUACGGUCCUUGAGUUCAGAAGAUGUUUCCCAGGUAGCACCAAGAGGAUACUGUUGCGCGAAAUCCAUCAACCCCGCCGAUGGCAGAGGGCGAAAACUCCACCUACUCCAGAUGUUGGUACUGCCGUUUAUUCCCAUAAUGGCGCUGAUAGUUCAAACUUCUAUCAUGCUGAACGAUAUAGUGAUACUGAGGCGGGAGAGUAUGGAUAUCGAGAACCAGGUAACAGCUGCAACGGAGCUCGGAAAAGUAGUCACUAGAAUGCAAUUGGAAAGAUCGGAAGUGGCAUUUUUUGUCUACACGAAUGGGACCCACUAUCGGACAAAUCUUGAGCAAAGGUUUCAACUAACGAACGAGGCAUUGCAAAACAUGAGCUUCUGGCCUUUAACGCUACAUUUUGAAGACGGCAGGAAGGUAUAUUUAGAUAGAGAGACGUUUCUGAAGAACCUCACAACAUUCCGGCAAACGGUCAAGCAAUCCGAAGAAACUACUAUCACGGACGUCUUAUCGUGGUAUACUUCAGUUAAUUCGGCCAUGCUUGAACAGAUGACGCAACAAAUCAAGGAAACAGAUACCAGCGGCGUCUGGAGGUACUUGCUGGCAUUCAAAAAUUUAUUGAAAAGUAUAGAGAGUACAGGCGUGGCAAGUGUUUACGGGGUGAAUUAUUUUGGACAAGGCUUCUUGAAACGCCGAAACUACAUAAGUUACAUCCAACACGAUUCGAUAGCGCGGGACUUACUCAACACCUCGCUGAACUACGUCCCCAAACUCAAAAAAGAGUACCAGAUUUUGACCAUGACAAUGCACGAGUACGGCAACAUUAAGAAAAAUAAUGACAUUAUCAUCCGCAACGAACAGAUAAACGCAAAUUACACUUCGGCACUGAAUUAUUUUGAUUCGAUUGCCUUGUACAUCGACGAACUGAGGAAACUGCAGAGAUCAUUGAGAGUUACAAUUGGAGACUACGUCCACGAGAACUUGCAAGACGCUGCCCACCAAGAAGCGUUGGGCAUCGCGAUUCUGGUGGUAGUACUAGCCGUAUCGCCGGUCAUUAUAUGGCUGGUCCAUAACGCUGUGGCAACCAUUCAGCUAUACGCGGCAAACUUAUCUAAGAAGGCUAAGGAGCUGAAAAGGGAGAAGAGAAAAAGUGACCUCCUUCUCUUUCAAAUGUUACCUCCGAGUGUGGCGACUCAAUUGAAACAAACAAGGCAGGUUCCUGCUGAGUAUUACGCCUCUGUUACGGUCUAUUUCAGCGACAUAGUGGGGUUUACUGAGAUCGCCGCGAUAAGCACUCCACUGGAGGUAGUAACAUUUUUAAAUAAAAUUUACAAGCAGUUCGAUGCCAAAAUAGAAUGUUACGACGUCUAUAAAGUUGAAACUAUCGGCGAUUCUUACAUGGUCGCUUCAGGAUUACCCGUAAAAAACGGUAACAAGCACGUGGCGGAAAUUGCCAGCAUGGCUCUGGAUCUCUUGGCGGGAUCGAAACAUUUUAAGAUUCCUCACCGGAAAUCGGAAAAACUUCAAAUCAGAUCGGGUGCUCAUACUGGACCCGUGGUAGCAGGCAUAGUUGGUUCCAAAAUGCCCAGAUAUUGUUUAUUUGGUGAUACCGUCAAUACGGCAUCGAGAAUGGAAUCUACUGGCGAAGCGUCUAAAAUUCACAUAAGCUUAGAGAUGAAGAAAGCUUUGGAUGCCAUUGGUGGAUUUCGCACCGAAGAACGCGGAAUGGUUGAAGUGAAGGGAAAAGGUCUUAUGGAGACGUACUGGCUAACAUGCAAAGAGGGUGGAAUUCAUAGAAACGUGGAAAUAGAGGCGCCAUCUUAUUUUGCUGAGGAUGAAGAUAAUGAGCCAGUAUUUAUAAAAAGACUGAGAAAUGAAAAUUAUUUUUAAGAGUAAUGUCGGGAAGGCGACAGCAAAGAACAAUGCAAAUGAAUUUAAUGUCGAUUAAAUGUCACUUGGCGUUACGUCAAUAUCGUCGAUUUUAAUGUUUUAAGGCCUAAGCAAAAUUGUUAUAUUAACAAAAAUAUUAGGUGUCGUUGUUUUGAUGUUGAAAAGAUUUAUCUUACGUCACGUUAGCGGUUAGAAUAAGAUAUUUUUUGGUUUGUUUCGUUGUAAUUGGACCCAAAGUUUUACAUUGAAUCGAUACAAAGCCAGGGUAUUUGUAAAAUACUUCUGCCGCAACGUAGUAGCAUUAAUAUGUAACCUACUUAAAGAUGGCAAGGCUGUUUAGUAUAGCGAAUAUAUUUAUUAUACAUUGUCGAUAUA